This is a messenger RNA of Cyphellophora europaea CBS 101466, 2760 nucleotides long. RefSeq lists its product as uncharacterized. Bases 1 to 2760 code for a protein of 919 amino acids. Lineage: Eukaryota; Fungi; Ascomycota; Eurotiomycetes; Chaetothyriales; Cyphellophoraceae. Gene Ontology annotation, biological process: GPI anchor biosynthetic process. Gene Ontology annotation, cellular component: endoplasmic reticulum membrane. The transcript has a single exon. The record is from RefSeq and is a predicted model, not a curated record.
AUGCCAUCAACGUUCCGAGUGGCCACUAUCCUACUAGCCAACGCACUCUUGGUCGCAGCGAUCGCCAUCUUCGCAGCGGGAUUCUUCCCAUACAAGGCCUUCAUUCCUGGGCUGGCGACAUGGCAGCCCGACAGUCUGCGAGUGCGACGUCCACCACCAUUCAAUAAAGUGGUUUUCAUGGUGGUGGACGCGCUCCGUAGUGACUUUGUCUAUGGCAAUGCCUCGAAUUUCCAUUUCACGCAGAGCUUGGUUCGGGAGGGGGCCGCCAUCCCCUUCACAGGGCAUGCUAGUCCACCGACAAUCACCAUGCCGAGGGUCAAAGCCAUCACUACGGGAUCUGUGCCUAGCUUUGUCGAUCUCGUGCUCAACUUCGCUGAGUCGGACACCACGUCGACACUGGCCACACAAGACUCAUGGCUUGCUCAACUCAGAGCCAAGGGUACUGGCAAUUUGCUCAUGUACGGAGAUGACACAUGGCUGAGGCUCUUUCCCGGCUUCUUUGACAGGGCCGAUGGUACCACAAGCUUUUUUGUGUCUGACUUCACAGAAGUCGACAACAAUGUUACGAGACACGUGGACACGGAACUCAAAAACGACGAUUGGACUGCCAUGACUUUCCAUUACCUAGGCCUCGACCACAUUGGCCACAAGACGGGGCCAGGGGGGCCAAACAUGCCCGCUAAGCAGGCUGAGAUGGAUGGUAUCGUCAAAAGAGUGUACCAAGCUAUCCAGUCAGAAGCCCAUCUGUCUUCAACACUCCUUGUGCUUCUUGGCGACCACGGCAUGAACGAGGCCGGGAAUCACGGCGCAAACUCGGCCGGAGAAGUGUCAACUGCGCUUACUUUCAUCUCUCCCAAGCUGAAGAACGCCUUCCUUGGCAGUGCCUGUCCCAUCGAACCUGAAAAGGACUUCUCAUUCUACCGUACGGUCGAGCAAUCUGACUUGGCGCCCACCCUGGCCGCUUUCCUCGACUUCCCAGUUCCCUUGAACAACCUUGGCCGAAUAAUCCCACGAAUGCUAGCUCUGUGGUCUGAUCCCGCCGACCGCUACAGCCUGCUCUACGAAAACGCCCGCCAAAUAUCCCGCAUUGCCCAUGCCACCUUCCCCAAGGAGUUUGACAACAUAUCCUCACUAGACGACGAUGCUUGUGCAACAGCUCUUUCCGAUGCCCAAGAAAUAGCGUGCCUCUGGACCGAGAUCGAACGAACCCAUGCAGCACAUGCGGCCGACGAUUUUGACAGCGAAAUAGCAGCCCUCUUCCUCGAUAGGUUCCUUCGCAAGGCCCAAAACGCCCUCAGCGGUACCGCCUCGAAUUAUGACACCAACAAGCUUCUCAUCGGCAGCAUCAUCUCGCUGUCUGCACUGGUCCUUGCCAUCAGUCCGCUGCUCACAUCGUCCACCGGUCAGCUCGCCACUCUCUCCUCUCUGUUCUUCCUCCUCCUCAACACCCUCUACGCCAUCACGAUGUUCGCCUCCAGCUACGUCGAAGAAGAGCACCAAUUCUGGUACUGGUUCUCCGGUCUGUAUCUCAGCCUCUUGACACUCAAAACAUCCCGCUUCCACGACCCCAGCCACUCCUCGCGCCACGUCGGCGCCGCCGGCGCCCUCGCCCUCACCGUUCUCCUCUCCGGCCUCACCAAGCGCUGGCGCACCACCGGCCAGAAAUACGCCGGCGCCCCCUCCCUCCUCACGACUCUCGUCCUCCCGAACCCCUACCUCCUCUGGACGCUCAUCUUCGUCACCUACAGCGUCCACUCCCGCAACCUCAGCGCCCGCGCCACCUCGUGGCUGCAGUCGCGCCACCUCGGCGCCCUACCCGUGCUGGUCAGCAUGUCGACGCUCGUCUUCAAAAUCGCCUUCACCGCCGCCGACGCUCCGGAGCUGGUGCGCUCCGUCCUGCCACUCCGCCCCGUCCUACAGCUCACCCAGGGCUACCCACUACUGAACCUCGCGCGCCUGGCCUUCUUCGGCCUGGUGCAACUGCUGGCCUGCGCCAUCUACUACGAGAUCCCCUGGCGGGGCGGCCAACAACAACAGCAGCAGCAGCAGCGGCAGCAGCAACGGCCACAGCGCCCCAGCGCCAGUGGCUUCUUGCCUGUCUUCCACGACGUGCUAGCCCUGUUCCUCAUCAUGCAGACGCGCACGGAGAACAUCCCGCUGUUCCUCGUGUGGUACGCGCAGGUGCGGCUGCUGGAGGUGUCGCCGGCCCUGCGACACCUGAGCGCGACCGAGCUCGGCCUGCUGGGCUUGGUGAUGCAGUUUGUGGCGUUCUUCGCCAUGGGCGGCACCAACGCCAUCAGCAGCGUGGAUCUGAGUAGUGCGUAUAACGGCGUGGGUGGCUACAAUGUUGUCGCGGUGGGGGUGUUGACUUUUGCGGGGAAUUGGGCGGGGCCCGUGUGGUGGAGUGUGGCGACGGCGAGGCUGUUGGUGGGGAAGGCGGCGCUGGCUGUUGGAGAGGAUGAGAUUGAAGAGGGUGCUGGUGAGGUGCGUGGCAAAGAGGUACCUGCGGCGGGCAGCGUCUCGAGGAGAGGCGAGGGAAGGGUGAGGCAAGUCGCGUUUGACCACUUUGUCCGGCUCACCGUCUUUGCCGCCAGCAGCACGUGUGCUGUCAUGGUGGCGUGCUUCGUGCUGCGGGAGCAUCUGUUCAUCUGGACCGUCUUCAGUCCCAAGUAUCUGUACAUGGUGGCGUGGGUGCUGGCGCAGCAUCUGAUCGUGAACGGGCUGUUGGUGACAGGUGGUUUGUGUUUGAGUCGUUGGUAG